UAGGAGACCUGGCUGGAAUCACUCAGCACUCCCUGGAUUUGAACUCACGACUCCAGGUGUGAUAGUCAGCAUCUUUACCACUGAGCUACCCAGGCUCCCCUAGAUCAAUAUUUAAUAUUAAAUCUCUACCUUAACUUUCACUUCCGUGUUCUUCUUCUUUUGUUUCUAGAGAUUUGCAUUCUUCAUCAAUAUCGCCACCUACUGUACAGGGAGGAGAAUCUACAGUAAAAAAGGACUUAAAUAUUGAUCCUUUAACGUCACUCCAGAGUAUUCCAACAGCAUUAUGAUUACACAUGUUGAUCCUAGAAGUGUUUAAUGAGAUUAAAAACGGAGAGCUGGAUUAUAAACAGUUAUAGCAGAACAGCACCGUGACUGAAGCCCACAGUAAUUCAUAUUCACAUUAGCACUUGUGAAAUUAAUUCCCUCCCAUCCUCUUGAUUGAGGAUUCAUCACCGUUUUCUGUCACAAAUCUGUGUGGAGAAUGUCAGUCGGUUCCUCCGUUCAACAGAGCAUCAAGCCACACGGAGUUGAUCCCGACGACAGCGGUGAUGACUGGGAGAUCGGUGUGGGGAAUCUAAUCAUCGACCUGGACGCGGAUUUGGAGAAAGAAAGACAGAGAUUGGAGAUGAAUCGCGUUUCGAGCGUUAAAAGCAGCGCGGCGGAAGGUCGUGUGGAGCUCGAGUGCAGUUGCGCGGGUGCAGCGGAUGCGUUUAACGGCCCGACGGGAGCCGGAGAGCCGCAGCAGGGAUAUCUGUGCAAAGAGCCCAAGAAAUUCAAGCUGAAAAGGCGAAAUUCCUCGAAUGACACUGACAGAUCGUCCUCGCUGGAGAUUCCUAAAGUAUGCGUCGGUAAACGGAGGGAGGCUCAAGGACGCCCCGGAGAGGCUCCAGAGAUGAAUUCAGCACCACCGGCGGUGGACAGCUCCAGCGACGUGACUAAAGGCAAAGACGGCAAGAGAGGGAAGAAUCAAGGCAAAGGGCUGAAAAGAGAGAAAGAAUCCGCCAGGACGCGUAAAGAGAAGCUCGCUGAUGAAUUCGGAUCGCAGUCAGAGAAUGGAUGCGCUGUCGGAGGGACGGAGAAUCUCGUCGGUAGGGCCGGAAUGGACGCGGCUAUUGUCGAACACACUGAAGACACGAACACACAAGAACACGACCUGAAGACGUUGAGUGUUAAGACACGGUCAGUUGGAACAAACACACAAGAAACAGAGAAAACCAUCGAGUCCAGCUACAUGGAGCCAUGUCAACCAGGAACGAGCGUCAAUCUGGAGGGUAUUGUGUGGCAUGAAACAGAAGAAGGGGUUCUAGUUGUGAAUGUCACAUGGAGGAAAAGGACUUAUGUGGGAACACUCUUGGACUGUACCAAGCAUAACUGGGCCCCACCACGGUUUUGUGAGUCACCGAUGAGUGACUCGGACAUGCCCUGUGCGCGUGGACGUGGUAAACGAAUGCGGUUGGCUAUACCCGAUCAACCAGCUGCUGACCCGAGUCUUACCAAAAUAAGAGGACUAACUCACAAGAGACGUGGUGUGGGAAUCGGCAACAAAGGAAGGCGAGGGAGUCUGAACCUCACCGGCUGUAGAACACCUGGAUACUAUGGCAUUGAGGACAAUCUACUUACAUGUGGAAAAAGAAAAGGCAAAGCUCUAGCCGAUCUAGAUUUAAGCUUGGUUGCGGAGGACAUCAGGAAUGGAAAUGGGAAAAGGAUGCGAGCCAAAUCCAGGAGCGCUCCGUCCACCCCGCAGGGUAAAUCCGACCCAGUGUUUCUUGAUCAAGUUUGUGGAUCCCCGAUGCUAAUAGACUGUCCGCAUCCAAACUGUAACAAGAAGUACAAACACAUCAAUGGGCUCCGAUACCACCAGUCUCAUGCUCACUUGAACAGCGAAAGCAAGCAAGAGUUUGAGGUGGAGAGCGAGGACAGACUUUCUGAUUUUGAUGAUCCGCUCAGCUCUGUACCUUUUGAUUCUUCCAUGAAUAUUCUCUCUAAGAAACCCAGAACCAUGUUUAAACUCAAUUCAAUUGGUUCCCCAAAGAGCAGGAAAGCAUUGCUCAACAACAUUAACAGUCCCAUUGCCAAUGCUAAAUUACGCAGGAACGUGGUGAGUAAGGACGGCUCUAUAGAUGACCUGAGCAACUUACCGCUCAUUUCAAACAUGUCUGUUGUCCUUGAGAACUGCCUCAUUACGGAUCGUAACACAUCUGUGGAGAUGCCCAAGCUUGAAGCAGAGGGUGCAAUUGAUAAAAGGGACAUCUGUAGCAAAGUUAAAAAGGAAAGUGGCUUCACUGAAAGAUGCUCAGCCAAGUCUCGGACCAACAGACUCAUUACCGGCGCUCCUGCUCCCCCAAAAUUGACUGCAAUUUCACCUGCUGCAUUCUCUGCUAAAGAGGAUUCUUCCCAUCAGAACUCUACAACUGUUGCUCUCACAAAGGCCAAGAAUCUCUCCCUGAAACCCAUCAAGCCAAAGCUGGACAUUAUUGCACAAGUUAACAUGGCCAAUACUCCCACCACCCUGAGUAAAGACAGUAAGAAAAAGGACAAGAAUCGAUCGAAGGACAGAAAUUGCAAAGAUCCACAGAGUCCUAAAAGUGACCCAAUGUUCACAAAAACGGACGAUGCCAAGAAUAUCGGGAAAGAGUUCCCUGUAAGCCUCUUGAAAGAACAUUUGAGCAAACAGGAUGUUGUAAAUGGGCCAGGUGAAACGCAAGAAAGCCGCAUGGCAAGUAUUAGAGCAGAAGCGGACAAGGUGUACACUUUUUCCGACAAUGCACCAAGUCCUUCCAUCGGAAGCUCUGCGAGAAUGGACUGUGGUCCACUUACAAACGGAGAUGGAGCCACUGCAAAAACAAACAGCCCAGCAUACUCCGACAUAUCAGAUGCCGCCGAGGAUGGAGGAUCAAACUCAAGAUCUAGAAGAAAUUCGAUGCAUGACUCGAACCCAAACAGCAACAUCAAUCUUAAAAUUCCCUCAUUGAAUACUGCAGUCACGGUAACCCCAGGUAAAGAGGUCCAGUCAACGUCUCACGGCCAUGGAUAUGAAUCUCAUUGUAUCCCAGGGUACAUGCACUCUGGACAAGCAAACUCCACUUCAUUCCUGAAGGUGGCCUCACACUAUGGUCGGACGAAGGAUGAACUGAGAGACUUAAAUGAGGAUAUAAAAAGCUCAGAUUCCUCUACUCAAUCACAGCUUCAGUACCCUGUGACUGAAACGCACACAGCACUUGCUCAGUCCUUGUACUAUGGGCAGUACAGUCGUGGUGUUUCCAUGGACCAGAAAGUUCUGGUGAUGCCCAGCACCCACAGACAACUCCCUGACACAUGCUGUGAGGAAAUCCAGUACAGCAAGCAGAGUAGAGGUCAAGUUAGACGUGGAUCUGAGCAGAAAGAGCGAACAAAGGACGACCAAAAGCAAUUUAUAAACUCUCCUCAGUCAAUUCAUAAGGGGGCAAACUCUGCUAAAAUUAACUGUGUGAAACCUGGGUUUAUCUAUGUGGAAUUGGACAAGCAUCUGUCAUUUCAGCAGCAGCAACAGGGGAAGUCAUCCCAUAUCUCCAUGACAAAAGAUCAAGGGGUUAACAAGGAAUCUGAAGACCUCAGUUUGGAGAGUUCAAACUCCAAAUCAAAUGUGGACACAAAUGUAACAUUUCUAAAUGCUUCAGAAUCUCAGUCCUGGAGCAACUUUUAUCAGUCCAAAUAUGUGAAGCUGCAAAAUCAAGAGGUUAACAAGAUGUCUGAGGAACUGAGUCUCAGUUCAGACAAGGGGAAAGAUUGGCAUGUUCCACUGGAGCCAGAGUCCAGACUGGAGGCCGAACUCCAGAGCAUCAAGUGUGAGACCACUGCUGAUGUCACGGAGGACAGUACCAGACCAGAUGGGGACGAGAUGGUGGGAGAAAUAUCUGAAGACUCACAAACCGCAAGAGGGGCUGCAUCAUCACCUCAGCAAUCCUUUAUCCAGUUUCAGCACUCCUACCCAUAUUUACACCUAUGUGACACCAGCAACAGCGCUUACAGAGUGAUGUCUCCUGCUUUAGUGCACAAUUACCCAGGUUUCCAUUAUCCUCUAUAUGGAAAAACAGCAGGAAGAGAAGACUCAGAUGGGGCUCAAAGCAGCAAACCAGUGACAGAUUCAACAGCGUUAGAGCUUCUGUCACAUCCUCUCUUGCCUUAUCAUGGCACAUCUCCUGUGCCUGGAGAAAGAGGGUCACCGAAGCAGGACAGAGAAACUGAACGGGAGAGAAAAGCGAUUCCAUUCGGCCGUCACCUUCAAACGCAUCACCUGACUCAACUGGGCAUGAGCUACACGCUGGUGUCGGGCCAGUAUGACCCAUUUCAAGGUUUGAACUCUGCGGCGCUAGUUGCUAACCAGCAAGUGACGACAACACAGACCUGCUCCAGUGAAAAUGACGGGAAGAUCUGAGAUAUUCCCAACCCACACACGGAGUCACACAGACAUCAAGUCCAUGGUGUUUCUCAUCGUCUCCAUUGGAGGCAGCGACUAAUUUCAUUUCUAACUAAUGAAUGUACUAAUAAAGGAAGACUGCUGUCCUGUCAGUGGAACUAUAUACUGUACACACACAAACACACACACACACACACACACACACAUAGAUAUAUAUAUAUCGGUAUGUGCUGAUUAAACGAUGACUGAGGCUUUGUAAGACAAGGACUGUAUAAACCCUCUCUGCCUGUUAAUGGCUACAUCUAGCUGUUUGUAUGCACUUAUAUUGUUGUGUAAUCAUACUAUUGAAUGUAUUUGCUAUUUCCUCACCUCUGUGUGGUAAAGGACGGUUUGCAAUAGACUACAAGUGAUGUACGGUGGCUCGCUCUGCAUUAACUUAUUAUCAUGAAUAUACUGUUAUUAACAGCCAUUAAUCUAUUGUAUCGUAUAAAGUGGACAUUAAUCGACAGAUCAUCUCAGUGCCAUAGAGUAUUAUUGUGAUGUAUAUAGAUGUACAUAGUUUAACAAAGCUCAGCAGCGACUAUAACUAGCUUAUGUACCUUUGUAUUGAUUCAGUGCAAUGUAUACGGUUGUCUACCCACCUCACUUACACGGCAGACGUACUCCUUUGUUACUUCAAUAGUGACCCAGAACUAAAUCUGUUUACAAGUGGUUUUCUGGAGACAGGUUGGUCGAGUCCCGUCAUUAGGUUACACCAUCAAACUGCUGUUGCUUUUUAUACUGUCUCUGCCUUAAUAUGUUUGGCAAUCCAAAUAAACAGUGAAGGUUGUUUUUA
Messenger RNA from Myxocyprinus asiaticus (Chinese sucker), 5231 nucleotides. Its product is annotated as zinc finger protein 608-like. Gene Ontology annotation, cellular component: nucleus. NCBI's taxonomy places the organism in Eukaryota, Metazoa, Chordata, Actinopteri, Cypriniformes, Catostomidae. The transcript has 9 exons. Gene Ontology annotation, biological process: regulation of transcription by RNA polymerase II. The coding region runs from base 482 to 4414 and encodes 1310 amino acids. The record is from RefSeq and is a predicted model, not a curated record.